Molecule: messenger RNA, 1554 nt
Organism: Tyto alba (common barn owl)
Lineage: Eukaryota; Metazoa; Chordata; Aves; Strigiformes; Tytonidae
Gene: BUB3
Product: BUB3 mitotic checkpoint protein
Exons: 9
Coding region: 210-1199 (329 amino acids)
Biological process (GO): mitotic spindle assembly checkpoint signaling
Cellular component (GO): mitotic checkpoint complex; bub1-bub3 complex; kinetochore
Molecular function (GO): ubiquitin binding
Source: RefSeq, a predicted model, not a curated record
CGGGCGAGCAGCGAGGCAGUUGCGGGCAGGCCGGAGGCGCGGCGCGGCGCUGAGGUGAGCAUCUCCUGCCUCUCGGACGUGCUUCCCCGGGACCGGUCUGCGAGAGCCCCCCUGCUUUCGGCGCCUCAGCCUUUCCGCAGUCGGCCGCGGCUGCAGACACAAAGCUUUCCCUCGGCGUUGCCCGGAGCAGCGGGAGGAACUCGUGCAAUAUGAAAACGAUGACAGGAUCAAACGAAUUCAAACUAAAUCAAACUCCAGAUGAUGGUAUUUCAUCAGUAAAGUUUAGUCCAAAUACAUCUCAGUUUCUGCUUGUUUCAUCCUGGGACACAACUGUCCGGCUCUAUGAUGUUCCUGCCAACACCAUGAGACUCAAAUAUCAACAUUCAGGAGCUGUCCUUGACUGCGCUUUUUAUGAUCCUACUCAUGCUUGGAGUGGAGGAUUAGACCAGCAAUUGAAAAUGCACGAUCUAAACACGGACCAAGAAAACCUUGUUGGUGCUCAUGAUGCUCCUAUCAGGUGUGUUGAGUAUUGCCCAGAAGUGAAUGUCAUGGUGACUGGAAGCUGGGAUCAAACAGUUAAACUGUGGGAUCCCAGAACUCCGUGUAAUGCAGGAACUUUCUCUCAGCCUGAAAAGGUCUACACGCUUUCUGUGUCUGGAGAUAGACUAAUUGUGGGGACAGCAGGUCGGAGAGUGCUGGUGUGGGAUUUGCGGAACAUGGGUUAUGUUCAGCAGCGAAGAGAGUCAAGUCUGAAAUACCAGACCCGCUGUAUCAGAGCAUUUCCGAAUAAACAGGGUUACGUUUUAAGUUCUAUUGAAGGUCGUGUUGCCGUGGAAUAUUUGGAUCCAAGUCCAGAAAUCCAGAAGAAGAAAUACGCAUUCAAAUGUCACCGUUUGAAGGAAAAUAACAUUGAGCAGAUUUAUCCAGUUAAUGCUAUUUCUUUUCAUAACGUCCACAACACAUUUGCUACAGGAGGUUCCGAUGGAUUUGUAAAUAUUUGGGAUCCAUUUAAUAAAAAACGGCUGUGUCAGUUCCAUCGGUAUCCCACAAGCAUAGCAUCGCUUGCCUUCAGCAAUGAUGGAACUACCCUUGCAAUAGCUUCUUCAUAUAUGUAUGAAAUGGAUGACAUUGAACAUCCUGAAGAUGGUAUCUAUAUUCGCCAAGUGACAGAUGCAGAAACAAAACCUAAGUCUACUUAGAGGUCUACUUAGACUUCUGGUGAUACUUCUUCUCUACAAGACAUGCCCACCUGCUCCUAACAAGACUAAACUGAAAUAAUAGAAGUGAGAAGAACAGUCUUUAUACUGAUGUUAUUUUUAACUAAGAAAUACUUGUUUGUAUGUUGUAUGUCUUAAUCUGUCAUUACUUGCCUGCUUAUAAUGUUAGUGAAACUGUUUUCUUUAUCUGCUUUAUGUAGCUAUAUUAGUUGAGUCCUGUUGGCAACUUUGCGUAUACCUUUAUAAAAGCUUACCACAUUUUGUAGUAUCUAAUUAUGAAAGCUUCCAGUUGUCUCAUAGCUGUUCAAUAAAUAUCCACAGGUUUUUUGAAAACAAA